UUUGGUCAAGCCACGUACGACCAAGUUAACAAGUACCGGAUGACCAAAUUUUUAACUACUAUUUAAGACUGAAUCCACCUGGUUUUAGUUAAAUACAAUUGACAUAUUGUUGAAUUCAAUAUCACAAAAUGCCCCUGCGAUUAGAUGUAAAGCGCAAGCUUUCAGCUCGCUCAGAUCGUGUGAAAAGUGUUGAUCUUCAUCCAACAGAACCUUGGAUGUUGGCAAGUCUUUACAAUGGAAAUAUACAUAUCUGGAACUUUGAAUCACAACAACUCAUCAAAUCUUUUGAAGUAUGUGAUUUGCCAGUUCGUGCUGCAAAAUUUGUUGCCAGGAAAAACUGGGUCAUAUCAGGAUCUGAUGAUAUGCACAUACGCAUUUUUAACUACAACACACUUGAACGUGUUCACCAAUUUGAAGCCCACUCAGAUUAUCUGAGGUCAAUUGCUGUUCAUCCAACUCAGCCCUUCAUUCUUACUAGCAGUGAUGAUAUGCUCAUCAAAUUAUGGGAUUGGGAUAAAAAGUGGACAUGUACUCAAGUUUUUGAAGGACAUACACAUUAUGUCAUGCAGAUUGUUAUUAACCCUAAAGAUAACAAUCAAUUUGCAAGUGCAUCUUUGGACAGGACAAUAAAGGUUUGGCAACUUGGAUCACAGACUCCAAAUUUCACACUCGAAGGCCACGAAAAGGGUGCCAACUGUGUGGAUUACUACUCAGGUGGAGAUAAGCCCUACCUAAUUUCCGGUGCUGAUGACAGACAAGUGAAGAUCUGGGAUUACCAGAACAAAACUUGUGUUCAAACUUUGGAAGGUCAUGCACAGAAUGUUGCUGCUGUUUCAUUUCAUCCUACACUACCCAUAAUUCUUACAGGAUCUGAAGAUGGCACUGUGCGUAUUUGGCACGCUAACACUUACCGCUUGGAAAGUACCCUGAAUUAUGGUCUGGAGAGAGUGUGGACUAUCGCCUGUCAGAAAGGUUCUAACAACGUGGCUCUGGGUUAUGAUGAAGGAAGCAUCAUCAUUAAGCUUGGCCGUGAAGAGCCUGCCAUGUCGAUGGAUUCCUCAGGAAAAAUCAUCUGGGCUAAGCAUUCAGAGAUCCAACAAGCAAAUAUUAAAGCCAUGGCAGACCAGGAGAUCAAGGAUGGAGAGAGGCUCUCAUUAGCUGUCAAAGAUAUGGGGAGCUGUGAGAUCUAUCCUCAGACCAUCUCACACAAUCCUAAUGGAAGAUUUGUGGUUGUGUGUGGAGAUGGAGAGUACAUAAUUUACACAGCCAUGGCACUGAGAAAUAAAUCCUUCGGGUCAGCUCAAGAAUUUGUCUGGAGCAGUGACUCAUCAGUAUAUGCUGUCAGGGAAGGGAGUACCUCUGUGAAAAUCUUUAAGAACUUUAAGGAACAGAAAUCCUUCAAACCAGACUUUGGAGCAGAAGGCAUUCAUGGAGGUAACAUGCUUGGUGUAAGGUCAGUUAGCGGACUAGCAUUCUAUGAUUGGGAAACGACAGAACUUGUUAGACGUAUUGAGAUUACACCCAAGCAUAUUUUCUGGAGUGAAAAUGGACAGCUGGUCUGCAUUGCCACUGAGGAGUCAUUUUUCAUUCUGAAAUUCAGUGCUGAGGCUGUGGAGAACGCUAAAGAGUCUAAAGAUAAAGUCACUGAAGAUGGCAUCGAAGAUGCUUUUGAGGUAUUAAAUGAAAUUGAGGAGACUGUCAGGACUGGCAUAUGGGUUGGAGACUGCUUUAUCUACACCAACAGUGUCAAUAGGCUGAACUAUUAUGUUGGUGGAGAAAUAGUAACAAUAGCACAUUUAGACAGGGUGAUGUAUUUACUGGGUUACAUUCCAAAAGACAACAGACUUUAUCUAGGUGACAAGGAGCUGAGCAUCGUUAGCUACUCGCUACUUGUCUCCGUGUUAGAGUACCAGACAGCCGUGAUGAGGAGAGACUUUGACACUGCUGAUAAAGUGUUGCCAACAGUGCCACGUGAGCAAAGAACAAGAGUCGCACAUUUCCUGGAGAAACAGGGCUUUAAAUCUCAAGCUUUGGCUGUGACAUGUGAUCCAGAACACAAGUUUGAGUUGUCCAUACAACUAGGAGACUUGCGGACUGCUUAUGAGCUGGCUAAAGAAACUCAGUCGGAGCAGAAGUGGAAGCAGCUGGCUGAACUUGCCAUUAGACGUUGUGAGUUUGGUCUGGCACAGGAAUGUUUGCACCAGGCUCAUGACUAUGGUGGUCUUCUCUUGCUGGCUAGCUCUGCUGGCAAUAGAGAGAUGGUUGGCAAACUGGGGGAGGCAGCAGAGAAAUCUGGACAAAAUAAUGUAGCAUUUUUAUCAAAUUUUGUUCUUGGCAAAUGUGAAGAAUGUCUUGAAAUUCUUAUCAACACUGGACGUCUACCAGAGGCUGCAUUCUUUGCUAGAACAUACCUACCCUCUCAGAUUUCAAGAGUUGUAGAUCUAUGGAAGAAGAACGUCUCAACUGUAAACAAAAAAUCAGCUGACUUGUUGGCUGACCCGAAAGAGUAUGAGAACUUGUUCCCUGGGCUUCGAGAUGGUAUCAAAACAGAACAGUACCUGAAACCCCAGCGAGAGAAGGUUUUACCAGCUGCUGCCUAUUCUAAGAUCCCUAGCAACUCAGAGCGCAAUCCAGUGGCGGAGAUGCAGCAGGCUGAGGACAGUGGGCGUUUUGUGUAUGCUGCACCAAUCACAAAGGAUGAUGAGGAAGAAGACAACUUUCUAGAGGCUUCAGAUGAAUCACCAGUCAAGUCCUCUGCUAAAACAGAAGAACCUAGAGUGCCUCCACCCACACCUCCAACUGAAACACCUGCUGCUCCACCUGUCCUUACUCCAACACCUGCUGCUCCACCUGUCCUUACUCCAACACCUGCUUCUGUACCUAAGCCUGCAAUCAACCCUCUCCCAGCCACCCCUAAGUCAGAACCUGCCCCUGAUAAAACAGCUGCCCAGUCUGUAGAGGACCUUGAAAAAGAGCUUGACCUUGACUUAGAGAAUUUAAAUAUGGAUGAUCUAGAAGGAGGGGAGAUGAAUCUAGAUGAAGAUGAUUUACUUCAAGACUGAGUUUCAUGUGAUUACUGUGUAUUUUUAUUGACCAAAUUGGUUAGGGUUUAAAUGCUAUGAAUGAGAUGCACUGUUUUUAUUUGACCAAUGAUAGGCCAACACUUUUUAUUCAGACCUAAGAGGUUUAUGGCUUGAUUCACCAUUCAAAAACAUUUACCAAGUUCCUGAAUAUUUAAAAUGUUCAGCAGCUGAUGUAGAUGAUGAUAAAUGUUAAGUAUUGGUGUGCAAGUAUUUGUCCUUGAUUGUUCAAGAAGUUUCAUGUAAUGUCCAAUACUGACAUUUUUCAAACAGCAAAUCAUUUUUUCACAACUUGUUAAAAUCAGUGAUACUUUCUAGUUUCACAAUUUUUUUCUGUGUAAAUACAAAAAGCACUUUUUCCUUUUAACAGCUAGCUUGAUCUUGUGUAUAUAUUUCUUUUUAGUGAGCUCUACUGGGAUUUUUUUUGUUAUAUAUUGGUGGGAACAUAGUCCAAUUUAUUAUUAAUGUAUAUAAGAGUUAAUUUAAUCUAGUUAAAAAUUUCUAUUACAUUUAUGUUAUAAUAAUGUAAUUUGAAAAAAAAAAAGCUUUUCAACCAUUGUCCAUUCUAUGAAUAUAACUGCCACUUUCUCAUUAAUGAGAGAAGUAUGUUUGGGGCAUGUCAUUGUCUAUUACAUUUUAAGUGCUGUGUUUUUACAUUGUUGUUUAAACAAUAUUUUUUCAUUUGCAUGAAAAUCUUGAAAGGCAUACUGUUUCAAAGAUUAGUAUUUAGGGUCAUUGGGAGCCUGGCUGGUUAAUGCUGCUCUUUGUGAUCAUAAGAAAAGUUAUGAAAGCUACUGUAGAUACUCGUUAUCAUUUGUAUUAUUUGAUCUUGUAUGAUCAUUGGAACAAUAAACCAUCUGUGAAAGAGAAA
Molecule: messenger RNA, 3951 nt
Organism: Physella acuta
Lineage: Eukaryota; Metazoa; Mollusca; Gastropoda; Physidae
Product: coatomer subunit beta'
Biological process (GO): endoplasmic reticulum to Golgi vesicle-mediated transport; intra-Golgi vesicle-mediated transport; intracellular protein transport
Cellular component (GO): COPI vesicle coat
Molecular function (GO): structural molecule activity; protein binding
Source: RefSeq, a predicted model, not a curated record